CCCAGACGGCGCGGCGGAGGGGCACCCGGGGCCGCGUGCGGCCGGGCGGUGGGCGAGCGGUGGCCUCGCGCCCCGCCGUGCGGAGGCACGGCGUGUGCCCCCCUCUCUGGCUCCGGGCCAUGAGCAGCAGCGGCUCCGGCCGCGGCAAGAGCCGCGCCCGGCACGGCAAGCGCCAGUCGAGGCAGAAGGGGAAGGAGAAGGAGAAGGAGAAGGAUUCGAGGAAAGCGAAGGAGAAGGAGGAGAAGGAGAAGGGUCGCGACCGGAGGAAGCGUGACGGCAGUGCCGAGGGGAGCCGCCUCGGAGGCAGAAAGAAGGAGAGGGAUCGCCAGAAGGGGAAGGAGCGCAAGGAGAAAGGCGCGCGCUCCAGCAGCAGUGCCGAGAAGGAGCGCAGCAGAAGUCGGGGCAAGGCUGCGAAGAAGCCAGAGCCGAAAAAGAGCACUCGGGAAAAGGAGAAGGCGAAGGUGACCUUGGCGAAGGCCAAGGCAAAGGAAACGAAGACAGAGGACAGCGAGAGCGAGGACGACAGCGAGGACAGUGACGAGGCUGAGGAAAAGCAGGUGCCGGCGAAGAAAGGUGCAGACGCAGCCAAGCAGACGGCGAAGAAGGUAGAGAACAUUGAGAGCGACGACGACGACAGCAGUGACGAAGCUGAUCAGGUCAAGGAUACCAGCGGUGGCAUGGCGAAGACGGGUGGAGAUGCCGCGAAGAAGGCCGAGGAGCCCAGCGACGAUGAAAGCGAGGACAGCGACGACGGCAAGGAGGCAGCCGCCCCCAGGGCGAAGGAGGAGCAUGCCAGGGCUGCCGCGGAGGCCGAGAGCAGCGAGGACAGCGAGGACGACAGCGAGGACGACAGCGACGAGGCGGCGGAUGGCAAGCCGGGUGUCAACCAGGCGGCUGCUAUCAUCAAGGCCAAGGACGUCCCGCUGAUAGUCAGCGGAUGCCAGAACAAGACCAUCAGCGAGAUAGUGAAGGGUACCUAUCUUGGAUUUCCCGCACACCACCAAUCACAACAAGGUCGUGUAUAAGAAGGACGAGGACACCAGGUCUUCCGACGCCCUCGACGUGCUGAUAUAUUUCUGGGACGAGCGGGACGGCGCGGAGCUGUGCGGCUGGUGGUUUGGCCCCGCGGUGGGCGGCGAGCUGGUGUGGGCCUACCACCCGAGUCGCAAGGCCACGACGCCUCCGGCGGCGGACUGGAACGUGCCACAUGACGGCUCCAUCGACAAGAGUUUCUCUGUGACCGCGGCCAAGCCUGGCCAGGUGAAGCGCAGCAGGCCGCCUCCGCCCGUUGCCCCGUCCAAGCAGGCGCUGCAGCCGCCGACGGUUCCAGCGAGGCCGCUCGCGCAGAAGCCAAAGCACCCGAAGCAGGCGAAGAGGGGCGAGGAAAAGGAGGACGGCACGUCCAAGAAGCACAGCAAGGAGAAGGACAAAAAGGCGAAAAAGUCGGAUGCGCAGAGGAAGCUGGAAGAAGAGGAAGCAGCGCGAGACAGGGCACUUCUGGAGGAUAUCAAGCGUCGCGAGGCGGAGCGCAAGAAGAAGGAGGAGGAAGGCGAUGACGACUCCGAUAGUGAUGAGGACGACGAAGAGGACGACAAACAGGGGGCCGGUAAGGACGACAACGACGACAGCGACGAGAAGUCAGACGAGAAAAACGGCAAGAAGGACGAUGACGACGAAGACGAGGAUGACAAGGACGAGGGCGAUAAUGACAGCGACGACAACAACGGGGCAGACGAGAAGAAGCGGGAAGCGGAGGCGGAAGAGGAGAAGGUACGCCAGAAAGAAGCACUCAAGGAGAAGGAGGCCGCAGAGGCCAGCGAGAUGGCCGCCGCCCGCCAGCGCGAGAUCGCCGAGGAGAGGCGCCGGAACGACGAGGAGCGCGCGAGGAGGGACCAAGAGCAGCUGCGGCACAAGAAGGAGGAGGAGGACAGGAAGAAGAGGGAGGAGGACGAGAAGCGGAAGAGGGAGGAGGAGGCCGCGAAGGAGGCCGAGUCCCGCAGGAAGGAGAGGAAAGAGAAGGACAGCAGGAGGGAAGGGAAGGACGAGAAGAAGGACAAGAGCAAGAAUAGGAAGGCGAGCCGGUCGAGGAGCGCGAAGAAGUCGAAGAAGCAGCCCAAAAAAAAGAAGGACGAUUCUGACGAGGACGGUGAGAACGAAGAGGGCGAUGAUGAGGUGGAGGUGGUGAUGGCGCCAGCAGCCGAGCCACCGCCCAAGCACAUGGGGAUCAAGAUCAAACUGAAGGGCAGCAGGGACGACAAGGGCAAGGAGGCAGAAGGUCAGGACGCCAAGAGGGCCGCGAAGGAGAAGGCAGAACAGGAGCAGAAGCGGAAAGAGGCCCAGCAGCAGAAGGCAGCCCAGGCGGUGAUGGCGUGCAUGCAGAAGCUGUCGGACGUCACCCUGGAUAAUUUUGACGCCCUCAAGGCGGAGUUCGAGGGCGUCGUGGCGAAGGAGCUUCCCAAGACAGGUCCGCAGCACGAUACGCUGAAGGCAGAAUCGGAGCGGGUCUUCAGCUUCGCCAAGCGCUAUGUGGAUGAGCUGAAGGCCAAACAAAAGGCCAAGGAGGCGGAGGUGGCGAAUAAGCGCGGCCUGAGCGACAGCGGCUCCCAGGACGAGGAGGCGGAGGAGAAGGGGGAUGAGAAGCCCAGGAAGAAGAGCAAGAAGAAGGAAUCAGAUUCGGAGGACGACCGAAAGAAGAAUAAAAAGAAGAGAAAGCGGAAGAACGAGUCGGAGUCGGAGUCCGACGCCAAGGAAAAGAAGAAGAAGAAGGCCAAGGACGACGACAAACGGAAAGACGACAAGGAGCGCAGGCGAAAAGGCGAUGAGAAGGAGAGGGAAAAACCGAAGGAGAAGGACAAGGCGAAGAAGAAGAAGAAACGGAACGAUUCGUCCGAAAAGGCGGAGGGCGGUGAGGAGGCGGAGCGCAAGCGCAAGGAAGCAGAGCGGCAGCUCAAAGACGAGAAAGACAAGCGUCGCAAGCAGGAGGAGGAGGAGAAAGAGGACCGGCGGCGAGAAGACGAGGGCGCAAAGGAGGCCGAGCGCCUGAGGGCAGAGGACGAGAAGAGGAAGGCCGAGGAGGAGAAGAGGGCCAGAGAGCGGAAGAAGGAGACCGAGGCGCCCCAGGAGUCUCCAGAGGAGCGCGCGAAGAAACUCGAAGAGCUCCGCAGGAAGAAGGAGGAGGAGCACCGCCGCAAGGAGGCGGACCUGCAGCGGAGGCGCGAGGAGAGGCGACGCAAGGAGAUGGCCUCCAGGGGCGAGGAGGAGGACAAGCGGCGGGCCGAGCGCGACGAGAAGAGGAAGGCGGAGAUGGAGAAGAAGAGGGAGGACGAGGCAAUCAGGAAGCAGGAGGAGGCGCGCAAGAAGGAGGAGGAAGCCGAGAAGGCCCAGAGGGAGGCGGCCGUGCGGCGAGAGCAGAACGCCACCCUCGCGGUCCUCCGGGGCCUGCAGAGGCUCUCCGAGGUCACCCCCGAUAAUUUCCAGGCUCUCCAGGCGGAGUUCGAGGAGGUGAUGAGGGUCGAGCUGCCUCUGACGGGCCCUCAGAAGGAAACGCUCACGAGUGAGGCGGACCGCGUGUUCGGCUUCGCGCAGCAGUUCGUCGAGCACGUCAGGGAGCAGGUCAGGGACGCGCAGGAGAAGGCGGCCGCGCUGGCCCUCAGGGCCAAGGAGCAGGAGGCUGUCGCGAAGAAGCUGCUCCAGGAGUUCCAGGCCCUCGUGGACGCCGCCGAGUCCGCCUCGGAGGAGACGCGGGCCGCCGUGGCCUCGCUCGGCGGCGCGGCGGACGACGAGGCGAGCCCGCUCGGCCGGCAGGCGGUCCUCUGGGUGGCCCGGGCCGCGGAGGCGGCCGGGGUGCGGGCGCUGGCGGCCUGCACGCGGUGCUCGGAGUUCUACAGCCGCGAGCGGGGCGCCAUCCUGGAGGCGGAGGCGGUCCGCGAGGAGUCGGGCCGCGCCCUGGCGGCGCUGAGCCCCCGCGUGCAGGCGGCGCUGCGGGCGUCGUCGGAGGCGCUGGCGCUGGCCAGGGCCGGCAGGGAGAGGGUCGCGAAGGCGGUGGCUCCGUCCCUGUGGGCUGGCAGGGCCGCAGAGGUCUUCCGCAGGCACGACGGCGACGGGGACGGUGUCCUGGAUCGCUCCGAGGCCCUCGCGCUGUCGGAGAUGGAGUAUGAUUUCAAGCUGCCCGAGGAGAGUCUCGACCGCAUCUUCCGCCAGCUGGUGCCGCCAGGGGCCAGAGGGCUCCCCUUGGCGAAACUGCAGCAGCUGAAGACGGCGGUCGGCAUCUCGCGGCACCAGGCUCGGGGUCUCGCGAGAAGGUUGCCAGAGGAUGAGAGGAUGAAGAGAGAGGAGCGCGAGGCCGCCGAGGCGGAGGCCAGGGCAUCCCGGCGGAAGGAGGCGCUGGCUGCGCUCGCGGGCGGGCUGUCCCAGAGGCUGGCUGCACUCGAGGCCCGGGUGGCGCCCGCCGAGCAGGCGGCCGCCGCGGCCGCGGCGGAGGGGCUGUCGGCGAGGGCCGCGGAGGCCGAUGGGUCCCUGAGAGCUGCCACGUCCGAGCUGGCGGAGAUCCGCAGCGCCGCCAGCGCCCUCGUGCGGGACGCCAACCGCCUGCCAGGGCACCCGAGGGAUCAGCUGCGGGGUCCCCUGCAGGCCCUCCUCGCGCAGAGGGGGGCCCUUGACGCGCGGCUGGAGAAGGCGGCCUCGUCGCUCCUGCUCGGCCGGCAGGCGGCCAUGGAGCCAGGGUGCGAGGGCUACGAGAGCUUGAGGCUGGAGGUGGCUGUCAAGAUGCAGGCGUGCGUGGAGGCCAUGGGCGGAAAGGUCACCGAUCUGUUUCAGGUCAUCUCCAAAGGAGCUGGCGACUCUGUCACGGCCGCCGACGCUGGCGCCUUCUUGAGGCAGAACAAGUGCGAGCUCGCGCAGGAGAAGGUCGACACCGUCUUCUCCAGGUUUUCCACCGGGUGCCUCGAGGGCGACGGCACUGCUGCACCCGCCGUCGGUGGUGCCGCGGUCGAGCUGGGCAGGAGUGAUUUCAUGAGCGUCGUCCGGGUGUACCAUAAGGUCGUCAAGGAGACGCUCCUGACUGACGGACUGCCCUGCCCGGGCAGCGCGCCCCUCCGGAGCGUGGAGGUCGGCGAGGUCCUGGAGGUUCUCCGGGGCCCCGUGGUGGAGCCGAGCACGGGCUCUCUGCGAAUCAGCGGCAGAUCUCUGAAAGACGGCCAGGUCGGCUGGGUCACCACCUCGGAGCCCGGCGGCGGCACCUUCCUGGUGCCGGGUGGCGGCGUCCUGCGGGUGGUGCGGCCUUGCAGCCUGUGCGGCCUGUCCGGCUCCAGGGGAAGCAGGGCGCUGCUGGAGGGGGAGAGGCUCCAGGUGCUGGACUGGAGCAGGACAUCGCCGGCGCCGACGGGCCUCACCCGUGUCCAGGCCAGGGCCACGGGCGACGGAGCCGUGGGGUGGACCACCAUCUUUGCCGGGGACGGCACGCGGCUCUUGGAGCCGCUGUGAGUCGCGACUGGCUCGGGCCGCUAUGCUGGGAGAGGUGGGCAUAUAUAGGCGCGCCGCGAAGGAAAGCCAGAUCUCCGACGAUCCGCUCUUUUUUCCAUCCCGGCGUUUUUUCUUCACUUCGGCUCCUGGGCCCCAGGAGAGUCUGAACCAGGCCCAGGACGAACAGCGAUUCCUGG
This is a messenger RNA of Prorocentrum cordatum, 5657 nucleotides long. NCBI's taxonomy places the organism in Eukaryota, Dinophyceae, Prorocentrales, Prorocentraceae. The record is from the annotation of a GenBank genome assembly.